This is a messenger RNA of Dentiscutata erythropus, 483 nucleotides long. The record is from the annotation of a GenBank genome assembly. NCBI's taxonomy places the organism in Eukaryota, Fungi, Glomeromycota, Glomeromycetes, Diversisporales, Gigasporaceae.
AUGGCUUCAGAGCGUGUAUAUCAGCUUGAAGACGAAGUGAGAGAACUCAGAAAUCAGAUCACUCACAAAGAUAUUUCCUUUGAUAAUAUCAAAGGCGAGAUUGCUACAAAAUUGGAAGAGAUACGGGCUCUUAAAUCAAGAGUAGAAGAAUUAGAGCAGGGUGUUUCUUUAGCACAGAAGGAGUUAACAAAAAUGGAUUCUUUCAAACGUAAAUUAGAACUAGAAAACGCAGAACUAUCUACUAAAAAUAUUUAUCUAGAUCUAGAGAAAAAAGAUUUAGAAGAUACAUUAGCCGAAAAAAAAGAUGAAUUAGCACAGAUGAAAGAUAAUUUAGUUACAACUCAAAGAGCAUUAAUAAAGAAAGACACCCUCCUUAAAGAAGCAGUCCUAAAUAAAGCUCAUUUAGCCAAACAGAUCCCAAAAACAUUUAGUGAAUCUGAAGUGGCUGGAGAGGUUUUAGAGGGACCAGGUGUUAGCGAAUAG